AUGGGUCUCACCAUUGUCAAGUUCAAUGAUGAGGCUACAAGAGAUUUUGUUUUGGAGAGUGGUAUUGUGCAGUUUGAUAGGAAGCCGGUUAUUGUGAGACCUUGGACUCAAGAACUUGACUCAAUCAGAUUAGUCCGAUCUGUUCCACAAUGGAUUCGUUUGCCAAAUCUAGGUCUGCAAUAUUGGGGGAAAAAUUGUCUAAGUGCCUUGGUUAGUACAAUUGGAAAACCUAUUAUGGUGGAUAAGUUUACAAAGGAUAGAUCUAUGAUUAGGUUUGCUAGAGUUCUUGUUGAAAUGGAGAUUACAGAUGACCGUCCUUUCAUUAUCCAUUUUGUCAAUGAACGUGGACAAAUUCAGGAGCAAUUUGUGGAAUAUGAAUGGCUUCCCAUUAAGUGUUCGACUUGCAAAGGCUAUGGUCAUAAUGCAGCAGAAUGCAAGAAAACUGAAACAAAAGCUUGGGUUACUAAGAGCAAACCAGAACAAGAUUCUACCAAUCCUGCUCCUGAUGCGGUGGUUACCAAGGCCAAAGUAGGAGAGACAUCUGAUGUUCAACAGGAGCCUAAAGUUGUGGAGACAAAGAAUAAUGCAGCUGAAACAGUUACACAUGAGACUGCUAUUCAGGACAGGGCUCAGAUUCAGGUUCUGACUCGGUCUCCAACAACCAAAGAGAACUGGGAAGUUCCAAGGAAAAUUGGGACCUCUAAGAGCAAAGGUAAGACUGUGAGUUCACAUCUGGAUAGGGACAAGAAUGUGUUUAAAGUGCUUCAAGAACAGGUAACAGGGGAGAUGAGUGGGGUAUCAAUUGAUUCUACUCCUGAUGGAUUGCACAAACAUACUUAG
Humulus lupulus (European hop) is the source of this 840-nucleotide messenger RNA. RefSeq lists its product as uncharacterized. Lineage: Eukaryota; Viridiplantae; Streptophyta; Magnoliopsida; Rosales; Cannabaceae. The transcript has a single exon. Bases 1 to 840 code for a protein of 279 amino acids. The record is from RefSeq and is a predicted model, not a curated record.